Messenger RNA from Carya illinoinensis, 740 nucleotides. RefSeq names its product 60S ribosomal protein L27. The coding region runs from base 85 to 492 and encodes 135 amino acids. Gene Ontology annotation, cellular component: cytosolic large ribosomal subunit; ribosome. Gene Ontology annotation, molecular function: structural constituent of ribosome. NCBI's taxonomy places the organism in Eukaryota, Viridiplantae, Streptophyta, Magnoliopsida, Fagales, Juglandaceae. The transcript has a single exon. The record is from RefSeq and is a predicted model, not a curated record. Gene Ontology annotation, biological process: translation.
GUCAUUUUCUCGAUCUCUAGGGUUUUACAUCGCGGGGGGCGUGAAAGAGUCUGCGAAACUGCGAGAACAGCUUGUUCAGGGAAAAUGGUGAAAUUCCUAAAGCCAAAUAAGGCGGUGGUCCUCCUCCAAGGCAGGUAUGCCGGCCGCAAGGCUGUCAUCGUUAGGGCCUUCGAUGACGGCACCCGGGACCGCCCCUACGGCCACUGUUUGGUCGCCGGGAUCAACAAGUACCCCAGCAAGGUCAUUCGCAAGGACUCGUCCAAGAAGACGGCGAAGAAGUCACGCGUCAAGGCCUUCGUCAAGCUUGUCAACUACCAGCAUCUGAUGCCCACGCGCUACACCCUCGACGUGGAUCUCAAGGACAUCGUCUCCGUCGAGUCCCUCCAGUCCAGGGACAAGAAGGUCACGGCUGCCAAGGAAACCAAGAAGAGGCUUGAGGAGCGCUUCAAGUCUGGGAAGAAUAGGUGGUUCUUUACCAAGCUCAGGUUCUGAAUUGGAUCGAUAUCGUUUAGUGUGUUUUGGGGGAGCUGGGUCCGUUUCUAUUUGGUCGUAUUUCAUGUUAGUUUGUUAUCUGUUUAUUAAGAAGACAGCUGUUUCGUCAAGUAUCUUAGUAGUUAUCUUAAGAAUGAUUUUGGGUUUAAUUUGAUUUGUUCUGAACCGCUUUGAACAUGUUUGGAUGAGAUAUUCGACUGAUUCUUCUCUCAACGCCGAGAUUAUACAAUUUUAUUACUUCUAGCUUA